AGAUUGCUCGAGCAGCUGCACUGAGGGCGGAGUAGCCAGACGCACCGGAAUCUCGGAGUAACCGGGUCUCUAAAGGAAAAAGCAAGGCCCUCGGAGCUAAGGAGCUUCUGUAGAGGUGCAUGCGACGACCUCAGAAACGGGGUCCCUAAACAAGGAGAACGCUACCUCUCCACCCAAGAACUCAAUCGCGCUACAAAGGCGCGAGCUGAUUGCGUCAUCUGGCUUGCGCCCGAAUCACGGUUCUGUGGGACGGCUGGAGGUCACGUGAUACGUUUUGAGACACUUUCUGCUUCUGGCGGAAGCCGCCAUCCAGGCCGAUUGACAAGGCCAGAGAGAGUUCUGUUCUAUAGAACUCUGUAGUUGUGUGUAAUAUAAAUUCAACUGUCUCUGUGUCCGUAUUUUCAUUUUACUUUUUCUUUUUUAACCUGUUUUACUUUGCAGUUUGACGUUACCCAAACAAAGAUGGCGGCCGAGGCGCUGCGACGUACCAUAGAGUCUCACGCCUAGACGAACCGGUGCCGGGUUCUGCGCGCUGGAAACACGCCCGGCUGCCGAGCUCUGUAAAGGAAGUCUAGGGCGGGCCGGACCAGGAGGUUCUGCGUCUGCGCCAAGAUGGUGGAGCAGGAGAGUCCCCGCGUGGUUCGUUGCGGCGGCAGCGAGUUGAACUUCAGGAGAGCUGUGUUCUCUGCGGAUUCUAAGUAUAUCUUCUGUGUCUCUGGAGACUUCGUUAAAGUUUACAGCACAGCCACAGAAGAGUGUGUCCACAUUUUGCAUGGCCAUAGAAAUCUGGUUACUGGAGUCCAGCUCAACCCCAACAACCAUCUACAGCUGUAUUCUUGUUCUUUUGAUGGCACAAUUAAACUGUGGGACUACAUAGAUGGCAUUUUAAUAAAGACUUUCAUUGUUGGACAUAAACUUUAUGCUCUCUUUACUCUUGCCCGUGCUGAGGAUUCUGUCUUUGUUACAAUCAGUAAAGAAGAACCAGAUGUCUUUCAGCUGGUUUCAGUGAAAUUGCCAAAAUCAUCGAGCCAAGAAGUAGAGGCCACUGAGCUUUCCUUUGUUUUGGAUUAUAUAAACCAGUCACCCAAGUGUGUUGCCUUUGGAAAUGAGGGAGAAUAUGUUGCUGCAGUACGGGACUUCUACUUGUCUGUUUAUUUUUUCAAAAAGAAAACAACGUCAAGGUUUACAUUGUCCUCAUCAAGAAAUAAGAAGAACGCUAAGAACAAUUUUACAUGUGUAGCGUGUCACCCAACGGAAGACUGCAUAGCAUCCGGGCACCUAGAUGGCAAAAUCCGUCUUUGGAGGAAUUUUAAUGAUGAUAGGAAAUACACGUACACAUGUUUACAUUGGCACCAUGAUAUCGUUAUGGAUUUGGCUUUUUCAGUGACGGGCACCAGUCUGCUGAGUGGCGGCCGUGAGUCUGUGCUUGUGGAGUGGCGUGAUGCAACAGAGAAGAAUAAAGAGUUUCUCCCUCGUCUAGGAGCUACCAUUGAGCACAUCUCAGUCUCACCUGCGGGGGAUUUGUUUUGUACUUCUCACUCUGAUAAUAAGAUGAUGAUUAUUCACCGAAACCUUGAGGUAUCUGCAGUGAUUCAAGGCCUAGUGAAAGAUAGGAAUAUCUUUACUGGUUUGAUGAUUGAUCCAAGGACUAAAGCCUUGGUUUUGAAUGGAAAACCUGGCCACCUGCAGUUUUAUUCUCUCCAGAGUGAUAAGCAGUUAUACAAUUUAGAUAUUAUACAACAAGAAUAUAUCAAUGAUUACGGUCUGAUCCAAAUCGAACUAACAAAAGCUGCAUUUGACUGCUCUGGUAACUGGCUUGCAACUGUGGAACAACGGCAAGAAAAGGAAGCAGAACUUGAAUUACAAAUGAAACUGUGGACAUAUAAUAAGAAAACACAAGGGUUUGUCCUUAACACAAAGAUUAAUAUGCCACAUGAAGACCACAUCACAGCUCUCUGUUUCUGUAAUACAGAGAAGUCAGACAACCCCACUUUGGUUACAGCUAGUAAGGAUGGUCUCUUCAAAGUAUGGAUAUUAACAGAUGAUUCUGAUAUAUACAAGAAAGCUGUUGGCUGGACCUGUGACUUUGUGGGUAGUUACCACAAGUAUCAGGCAACUAACUGUUGUUUCUGUGAAGAUGGUUCUUUACUAGCAGUUAGUUUUGAAGAAAUUGUCACAAUAUGGGAUUCAGAAACAUGGGAACUUAAAUGUACGUUUUGCCAACGAGCUGGAAAGAUAAGGCACCUUUGCUUUGGGAGAUUGACGUGUUCCAAGUACCUUCUCGGUACCACUGAAAAUGGCGUUCUUUGCUGUUGGAAUCUGCUCAGUUGUGCAUUGGAAUGGAGUGCAAAAUUAAAUGUUAGCAUUAUGGAACCUGAUCCUGAGUCAGAGAAUAUUGCUGCAGUCUCUCAGUCUUCAGUGGGUUCAGAUUUGUUUGUAUUUAAACCUAGUGAGCCAAGGCCAUUGUAUAUUCAAAAGGAUAUCUCCAGAGAGGAAGUCCAGCGGGGGGUGUUUGUUCCACGAGAUACCCCUGAGUCGUUCACCUCGGAAGCUUACCAGUGGCUCAACAGAUCCCAGUUCUACUUCCUGACAAAAUCACAGAGUUUAUUGACAUUUAGUACAAAGUCUCCAGAAGAAAAACUCACACCAACAAGCAAACAGCUGCUAGCAGAAGAAAGUCUUCCAACAACCCCAUUUUAUUUCAUACUGGGAAAACACAGACAACAACAGGAUGGAAAAUUCCAUGAAAAUUCAGAGAAUGAACUGGUGCAACUACCCUUAACAGAAAACAUACCCGCAGUUAAUGAGCUUCUUCACACGCCAGCCCAUGUGUUGCCAUCUGCUUCUUUCCUGUGCUCCCUGUUCAUAAAUUCCUUGUUGCUGUCUAAAGAGACAAAGAGUGCUGAAGAAAUUCCAGAUGAUGUAGAUAUGCAAGAAGAAAAAGAAAGUGACAACUCUGAUGAAGAAAAUGCUUUUACUGAAAAGGUCCAAGACACAAAGCACACAGAUUUGGGAGAAGACAUUUUCCAUCAGUUGUCAAAAUCUGAAGAAAAGGAACUGAGAAAACUCAGGAAAGUAGACUAUAGCUGGAUUGCUACCUUUUAGUCCCUGGAGAUGGAGAAGAGUCCUUAUACUUUGUGGUUUUUUUUAAUGUAUACUGACAUUCUAAAAAACUUAUUUUAAUGUUAUUACUGUUCCUAAAAUAAAGUGUUAAUACUUAACAGACUUUUAAAAACUGAUAAUGUGAAGCCACAUUUGCAUUGAGUUUCACUGUUGCAGGGAUAUUCAUAGGUCAUACAAUCACUUUAUUUUGAAUCACGAACUGACCUUAUGAAAUAGGUAUUUUCUUCAUUGGUGAUACAGCAGAGCUGAAAUUUGAACUUAUUUCUCCUAAUGGAAUGUAGAGAUGAGUUGAUUAUGUUGUAUUCCACAAACCCCACUGGGGAUGUUGCAUAAUAACAUGAGACGCCUAAAAUUUGAAAGAUUUUAAAUUCAAAUCAUCUGGCCCAAAGUCCCAUUGCUAGUAGAAAACAAGUACGCUCUUUUAGGUUAAAGUACUGAAAUUUCUACAUCCAAACAGUUAGCAUUUUGAGUUUUCUGGUUCCUUGAUAAUACUUCUUUAAAAAUUGCAUUAAAAAGAACACAAAAACAGUAAAGUAGGAUUCAGCAUCAUGGCCCAGCAGGGAUUAAACUGCCACUUAAGACACUGGCAUCCAGGUUUGGAGUGUCAGUUCAAUACCACUACUCCACUUCCAAUCCAGCUUCCUGUUAAGCUACAGCAGAAGGUGUCCUAAGUGUCUGGGCCCCUGUUACCCAUGGGUGUGAAUCAUAUGGAGUUCCUGGCUCCUGACUUCACUCUGGCUGUAACAUCCUUUUAGAGAGUGAACUAGUGAAUACAAAGAUCCCUGUCUCCUUUUCUCUGUGUCA
Messenger RNA from Lepus europaeus (European hare), 3927 nucleotides. RefSeq names its product WD repeat domain 75 (gene WDR75). The record is from RefSeq and is a predicted model, not a curated record. Gene Ontology annotation, biological process: positive regulation of transcription by RNA polymerase I; positive regulation of rRNA processing. Gene Ontology annotation, molecular function: protein binding; RNA binding. Gene Ontology annotation, cellular component: nucleolus. The transcript has 21 exons. The coding region runs from base 613 to 3105 and encodes 830 amino acids. Lineage: Eukaryota; Metazoa; Chordata; Mammalia; Lagomorpha; Leporidae.